This is a messenger RNA of Oncorhynchus nerka (sockeye salmon), 657 nucleotides long. It is a transcript of the gene cldn23l, whose product is annotated as claudin 23-like. Gene Ontology annotation, cellular component: bicellular tight junction; plasma membrane. The record is from RefSeq and is a predicted model, not a curated record. Gene Ontology annotation, biological process: bicellular tight junction assembly; cell adhesion. Gene Ontology annotation, molecular function: structural molecule activity. The coding region runs from base 1 to 657 and encodes 218 amino acids. Lineage: Eukaryota; Metazoa; Chordata; Actinopteri; Salmoniformes; Salmonidae. The transcript has a single exon.
AUGCAAACCCCGGCCUCCAUGGUGAUGGGCAUCGUGUUCGCCCCUCUGGGCCUGGUGCUGGUCUUCAUGGCAGCCAUCACGCCCCAGUGGAGGGAGGGGCAGACCCAGCUAGUGGGUGUGGCCGGGGCCGAGCCCCGCCUCCUCCUGCGCACCGAUGGCCUAUGGGAGAGCUGCCUACAGGUGGCCCACUCGGAAUUGAAGCAGUGCUGGCCAGUAGAAGGCGCCUACCAGAGCGACCCACAGGUGAGGCUGGCGCAAGGCCUUGUGCUCAGCUCCUUGUUCCUGUGUGGUGCCGGCAUUGUGCUGGCCAGUGUGGGGGUGAGGUGCUGGACCGACCUGCCUCUGAGAAGCGUGGUGGCGGCGGGAGGCCUGCUAGUGGCGCUGUCAGGCCUGCUGAGUCUAACCGCCCUGGGGGUGUACACACACGACCUUGGAAUACUGGGGAUGGAGCAGACACCCCCCCACAGACCUCAUCAUAGGCUGCCACAGCUCACUCUCCACCCGGCCGGGUCGCUCUACUUCGGCUGGGUGGGGGGAUGUGUACAGGUGGUGGGGGGGGUGGCGCUACUGCUCAGCUUCAAGAUUCGGCCCAGAUGUCCCUCCUGCUCACAGCUGAAGAACAAGCAGGACACAGAGGUGUACGACGUCAGCUGUUAG